This is a messenger RNA of Morus notabilis, 4864 nucleotides long. RefSeq names its product cleavage and polyadenylation specificity factor subunit 1. The transcript is spliced from 26 exons. NCBI's taxonomy places the organism in Eukaryota, Viridiplantae, Streptophyta, Magnoliopsida, Rosales, Moraceae. Gene Ontology annotation, molecular function: nucleic acid binding; protein binding. The record is from RefSeq and is a predicted model, not a curated record. The coding region runs from base 160 to 4515 and encodes 1451 amino acids. Gene Ontology annotation, cellular component: nucleus.
CGGUGGGUUUCGCUGUUCAAAACCUCACUCUCUUUCUCUCUAAAACCCUAACUUUCUCUCACCUCCCUAUUUCCGUUGCCACCCUGCAACCCUAACGAAUUGUCCCAAUUCUCAAAGCCUUCGAACCCUUUCUUCCUCCUUCUCCCUCCCCCUUCAAAGAUGAGCUUCGCGGCGUACAAAAUGAUGCACUGGCCGACGGGGAUCGAGAACUGCGCCGCGGGGUUCGUGAGUCACUCCCGAGCCGACUUCGUCCCCCGCAUCCCUCCCAUCCAGUCCGACGACCUCGACUCCGACUGGCCCGCCGGCCGCCGCGAAACUGGCCCCGUCCCCAACCUCGUCGUCACCGCCGGCAAUGUCCUCGAAGUCUACGUCGUCAGACUCCAAGAAGAAGACGACACCAGAAGCUCCAGGGCUCCGGCCGAGUCCAGACGCGGUGGACUCAUGGACGGCCUCUCCGGAGCUUCUCUGGAACUCGUUUGCCAUUACAGGUUACAUGGUAAUGUCCAAACAAUAGCGGUUUUAUCUUCUGGAGGUGGCGAUGGUUCUAGGAGAAGAGAUUCUAUAAUCUUGAGCUUUCAGGACGCCAAAAUUUCUGUUUUGGAGUUUGAUGAUUCUAUCCAUGGACUUCGUACAAGCUCUAUGCACUGUUUUGAGGGUCCAGAGUGGCUUUAUCUGAAAAGAGGUAGAGAGUCAUUUGCAAGAGGUCCAUUGGUAAAGGUUGAUCCUCAAGGAAGAUGCGCAGGCGUUCUUGCUUAUAAUAUACAAAUGAUAAUGCUGAAGGCUGCUCAGGCUGGUUCUGGUUUGGUUGGCGAAGAGGAUGCUUUGGGUUCAGGAGGUGCAGUUUCUGCUCGUAUUGAGUCAUCUUACAUAAUUAAUUUGCGAGAUUUAGACAUGAAGCAUAUAAAGGAUUUUGUUUUUGUACAUGGUUAUAUUGAGCCUGUGAUGGUUAUCCUUCAUGAGCGGGAGCUUACUUGGGCUGGGCGUGUCUUGUGGAAGCAUCAUACUUGUAUGAUUUCAGCGCUUAGUAUUAGCACAACUUUGAAGCAGCAUCCUCUGAUUUGGUCAGCUGUUAAUCUCCCACAUGAUGCUUACAAGUUACUUGCAGUUCCAUCGCCAAUUGGUGGUGUUCUUGUGAUUUGUGCAAAUACUCUUCAUUAUCAGAGUCAGUCAAACUCAUGUACGUUGGCUUUAAACAGCUAUGCAGUUUCUGUUGAUAGCAGUCAGGAGAUGCGAAGAGCUCCUUUUAGUGUGGAGCUUGAUGCUGCCAAUGCUACUUGGUUAUCAAAUGAUGUAGUCUUGCUGUCAACAAAAGCUGGGGAGCUUUUACUGCUGACUCUUGUUUAUGAUGGACGGGUUGUGCAGAGGCUUGAUCUUUCAAAGUCUAAAGCUUCAGUACUUACAUCGGGAAUUACAACAAUAGGAAAUUCAUUAUUUUUUUUGGGAAGUAGGCUGGGAGAUAGUUUGCUUGUGCAGUUUACUUAUGGAUUAGGGACCUCAAUGUUGUCUUCUGGUCUGAAGGAUGAGGUUGGGGAUAUUGAAGGAGAUGCUCAUUUAGCAAAGCGCUUGCGAAGAUCAUCUUCUGAUGUAUUGCAAGACAUGACUAGUGGCGAGGAGCUCUCUUUAUAUGUUUCAGCUCCAAAUAACUCAGAAUCAACUCAGAAGUCAUUCUCAUUUACUGUGAGGGAUUCAUUGGUGAAUGUUGGUCCUUUGAAGGACUUCUCCUAUGGUUUAAGGAUCAAUGCAGAUCCCAAUGCAACCGGAGUUGCCAAACAGAGUAACUAUGAGCUGGUUUGCUGUUCUGGUCACGGAAAGAAUGGCGCUCUCUGUGUUCUUCGACAGUCAAUUCGCCCAGAAAUGAUUACUGAGGUUGAAUUACCAGGUUGCAAAGGAAUUUGGACCGUUUACCACAAGAGCACACGUAGCCAUGACUCUUCCAAACUUGUUGCCGCUGAUGAUGAGUACCAUGCAUAUUUGAUUAUAAGUCUGGAGGCUCGGACAAUGGUACUUGAAACUGCUGAUCUUCUGACAGAAGUUACUGAAAGCGUUGACUAUUAUGUGCAAGGAAGAACAAUUGCUGCAGGGAAUUUGUUUGGAAGGCGCCGAGUUGUGCAAGUUUAUGAACGUGGUGCUCGUAUUCUAGAUGGUUCUUUUAUGACUCAGGAUUUGAGUUUUGGACCUGCACCUUCUGAAUCGAGUUCUGGUUCUGAAAAUGCCGUAGUGACUUCAGUUUCCAUUGCGGAUCCAUAUGUGGUAUUGAGAAUGAGUGAUGGAAGCAUUCGGCUCCUUGUAGGAGAUCCCACUUCAUGUACUGUUUCUGUAAGUACUCCGGCUGACUUUGAGAGCUCAAAAAGUAUAAUAUCUGCAUGCACACUGUAUCGUGAUAAAGGACCAGAGCCAUGGCUCCGUAAGACAAGUACUGAUGCAUGGCUUUCGACAGGUGUUGAUGAGGCCAUUGAUGGUGCUGACGAGACAUUACAGGAUCAGGGUGAUAUAUAUUGUGUUGUUUGUUAUGAAAGUGGUUCCCUUGAUAUAUAUGAUGUUCCUAGUUUCAAUUAUGUUUUUUCCGUGGAUAACUUUAUAUCCGGAAGGCCCCAUCUAGUCGACGCAUUUGUGCAAGAACAACCUAAGGAUCUUCAAAAAGCAACAAACAAAAAUUCUGAAGAAUCAGCUGGUCAAGGCAGGAAAGAAAAUGUACAGAACAUGAAAAUUGUUGAGUUGGCCAUGCAGAGAUGGUCAGGAAAGCAUAGCCGCCCUUUUCUCCUUGGGAUACUGACUGAUGGAUCAAUUCUUUGUUAUCAUGCGUACUUGUUUGAAGGUCCAGAGAGUACCUCUAGAACUGAAGAUUCAGUUUCUUCACGGAAUUCUUCUGGUUCAAGGCUCAGAAAUCUGAGAUUUGUUCGAGUUCCAUUGGACUCAUAUGCUAGAGAGGAAACGUCAGAUGGAAUGCCAUGCCAAAGAAUUAGUGUUUUCAAGAAUAUUGCUGGUUAUCAGGGGUUAUUUUUGUCUGGGUCAAGACCAGCUUGGUUUAUGGUAUUCAGAGAACGUCUUCGUGUUCAUCCUCAGCUAUGUGAUGGUUCAAUUGUAGCCUUCACUGUUCUUCACAAUGUGAAUUGCAACCAUGGGUUCAUAUAUGUUACAUCAGAGGGUAUUUUAAAAAUUUGCCAAUUGCCAUCUAUAACAAGCUAUGAUAACUAUUGGCCAGUGCAAAAGAUUCCAUUGAAAGGCACCCCACAUCAAGUUACGUACUUUGCGGAGAGGAAUUUAUACCCACUUAUAGUUUCAGUUCCUGUUCCUAAGCCACUGAAUCAAGUUAUGUCAUCUUUGCUUGAUCAAGAAGUUGGGCAUCAGUUUGAGAAUCCUAAUUUGAGUCCUGAUGAUCUGAAUCGGACUUACACUAUUGAUGAAUUUGAGGUUCGGAUUCUCGAGCCAGAAAGAUCUGGGGGCCCUUGGCAGACUAAGGUUACCAUUCCAAUGCAAAGUUCUGAGAAUGCCCUAACUAUCCGAGUGGUCACAUUGUUUAACACAACAACAAAUGAGAACGAAACACUUCUAGCCAUUGGGACUGCUUACGUGCAAGGGGAGGAUGUGGCUGCUAGAGGAAGAAUUAUUUUGUAUUCACUAGGAAAAGAUAGUGAUAAUUCCCAAAAUUUGGUUUCAGAGAUUUACUCCAAGGAGUUGAAGGGUGCUAUAUCUGCUUUAGCCUCUCUUCAAGGCCAUUUGCUAAUAGCUUCUGGUCCUAAAAUUAUUUUACACAAGUGGACUGGUACUGAGUUGAAUGGAAUUGCAUUUUUCGAUGCACCACCAUUAUACGUUGUGAGCUUGAAUAUUGUCAAAAACUUUAUUCUUAUUGGUGACGUCCACAAAAGCAUAUACUUUCUUAGUUGGAAGGAGCAGGGAGCUCAACUCAGUUUAUUGGCCAAGGAUUUUGGCUCCCUUGAUUGUUUUGCAACAGAGUUUCUAAUUGAUGGAAGUACACUGAGCCUUGUAGUUUCAGAUGAUCAGAAGAACAUCCAGAUAUUUUAUUAUGCACCAAAGAUGUCUGAAAGUUGGAAAGGACAGAGGCUUCUUUCAAGGGCUGAAUUUCAUGUUGGUGCCCAUGUAACCAAGUUCUUGCGGUUGCAAAUGCUUCCUACUUCAACUGAUCGCACAGGGUCCACUCCAGGCUCAGAUAAAACCAAUCGCUUUGCAUUACUUUUUGGUGCCCUGGAUGGCAGUAUUGGCUGUAUUGCACCACUUGAUGAACUAACAUUUCGUAGACUGCAGUCAUUACAGAAAAAGCUUGUCGAUGCUGUUCCACAUGUGGCUGGUCUGAAUCCUAGAUCGUUUCGCCAGUUUUGCUCAAAUGGAAAGGCUCACCGGCCUGGACCGGACAGCAUAGUUGAUUGUGAACUGCUAUGCCAUUAUGAGAUGCUUCCUUUGGAGGAACAGCUGGAAAUUGCUCACCUGAUAGGGACAACCCGUUCACAAAUUCUUUCAAACUUAAAUGACCUUUUUCUAGGAACAAGCUUCUUGUAACUUGUAAGUGCAGCUGAUAUGAGAACCGUACAGGAGAACUCCGACGCACUAAUUUGGUCGCAUUUUUGGAUACUACCCAGGCUGAUUUGUGUCCAGAUUUAAACAGUAUUGCCAUUUGUGGCUGCUAUGCUGAAAUCAGUUGCAGCAAGAAGUGGAGUCGCAGUGGGGGCGCGGGGAAGUGAAAAAUGAAUAAAAAUCUUGCUCCAAUGUUGUAUCAUUUAUGGGAUGAACUGCCAAUAAUUUGACGCUUAUAUUUUAGAAAAAAACAUCCAAAUUGUUCCCCAUUGCCUUUCUUUUUUUUUUUUUUUUUUUCCCAAUGAUGUUGUACUAAUUGCAUCGAUAGUUGCUG